AAGGUCAGCCCUCCAUCUUUUGUUCCCAUCCUAAACAAACCCUUCACUUCUCAUCUCCCCAUGGAGACUACAAGAUCCCUGCAUCCCCUUCUUCUUCUUCCUCUUCUUUUCGUCCUCGUUGACGCUCGUUCGAGCUCGAUCGACGCCGUUAGUGCCUUUCACCAGACGCUUGUUCUUAAUGGGCAGAAACUUCCAUUGAUGGAUAUGAAAAUACCCGCAACUGAGUGCAUCUUUCACAACCCAAGAGUGGAGAAGGAAACAGCGACCUUUGAAAUGAAAGAAAGAGACUACUGUUCAGGCAAUAUAAAAGACCGGGACAAGAAUCUCCAAGACCGCCUAGUCCUCGACCAAAUUCACGUCGACUCCCUGCUAUCCCGAUUCAAAUACUCCACUUCCCUCUUCACCCCCCACGACAUCUCCGACACCCACCUCCCCUUAACCCUCGGCACCAGCCUCCAAACCCUCAACUACCUCGUCACCGUCCGCAUCGGCCCUCAAAACCUAACCCUCAUCGUCGACACCGGCAGCGACCUCACCUGGGUCCAAUGCCUCCCUUGCCACCUCUGUUACAACCAACAACAACCCCUCUUCGAUCCCUCAAACUCCCCUUCAUUUCUCUCCCUCCCCUGUAACUCCAGCAACUGUUCUGCUUUCCAACCCACAGCUGGAGGCUCCGGCGCUUGUACCAACGGCAGUUCAAAUCCCUGCGAUUACGAGGUUAACUACGGCGACGGCUCUUACUCCCGUGGAGACCUCGGAUUUGAAACCCUGAACCUGGGGAAUGUUUCCGUUGAGAAUUUUAUAUUUGGGUGUGGCCGGAAUAACAAGGGCUUGUUCGGUGGAACCUCCGGAUUAAUGGGUUUUGGUAGAAGCGAACUCUCCGUUGUUUCUCAAACUUCCUCUGCUUACGGCGGCGUUUUUUCCUACUGUUUGCCGUCGACUGAAACCGGUUCUUCAGGUUCUUUAACAAUGGGGACUGGAGAUUUCUCAAAUUUCCGAAACAUUUCCCCAAUUUCCUACACGAAAAUGGUUCCAAAUCCACAGAUGUCGAAUUUCUACACACUGAAUCUGACCGGAAUUACCGUUGGUGGGUUGAAAUUAGUGGUGCCGCGUUUGGCUCCGAGUAAGGGAGUUUUGAGCUUACUCGAUUCAGGGACGGUGAUUACCAGGUUGCCUCCGUCGGUAUACCAAGCUUUGAAGGAGGAAUUUGUGAGGCAAUUUUCUGGGUAUCCAACGGCGGCUGGAUACUCGCUGUUGGACACGUGUUAUAAUCUUAGUGGGUUGAAAGAAGUGAAAACUCCGAAUGUGAAGCUUCAUUUUGAAGGCGAGGGAGAGAUGAGUGUGGAUGUUGGGGGGCUUUUUUACUAUGUGAAAUCUGAUGGGUCUCAGAUUUGUUUGGCGUUUGCGAGUUUGGCGGAUGAAGAUCAGAUUGGGAUUAUUGGGAGUUAUCAGCAGAAGAAUCAGAGGGUUAUUUAUAAUUUGAAGGAAUCCAAGGUGGGUUUUGCAGGUGAGCGUUGCAGUUUCUAGCUCUGUUGGGAGAGAUUUUCCCGGGAAAGUUGGAAUGGAUUUUCCCGGGAAAGUUGGAAUGGAUUUUCCCGGGAAAGUUGGGGUGGAGAAACGGGGCUUGUUGUUGUACUGUUGUAAAGGGUGGGGAGAAUUUGGGUUUCUAUAUAUUUCAUUUUUUACUCUCUAAAUCUGAAUUCAAAUAUUAAAUUAAAAUCUGGAACUACUAGUUAGGGGUUUUUUUGUCUUUUUGUUGUGAUCCAUAUAGUUAGGGGUAUUUUCGUCCUUUUG
Cucurbita moschata (crookneck pumpkin) is the source of this 1794-nucleotide messenger RNA. Its product is annotated as aspartyl protease family protein At5g10770-like. The record is from RefSeq and is a predicted model, not a curated record. Gene Ontology annotation, molecular function: aspartic-type endopeptidase activity. Gene Ontology annotation, biological process: proteolysis. Bases 61 to 1527 code for a protein of 488 amino acids. The transcript has 2 exons. Lineage: Eukaryota; Viridiplantae; Streptophyta; Magnoliopsida; Cucurbitales; Cucurbitaceae.